This is a messenger RNA of Prorocentrum cordatum, 4773 nucleotides long. Lineage: Eukaryota; Dinophyceae; Prorocentrales; Prorocentraceae. The record is from the annotation of a GenBank genome assembly.
CUUCGGCAAUGGAGAUCCUGGCCCUGCUAGUCCCAAUCGGCAGAAUGUUUGCCAGGGUGAGGAACAGACCACUUCAUCCACAUCCGUCACGACCACAUCCGUGACGACGGUGACAACUACAGCACGGUACAACCCUACCGCCAUCGUUUACCCUGACGUUUGCCAGAUGUGGUUCUUUUACGUCGCAACAUCCGCCACGAUUUCUUCGCGACGAGCGGAAUGCUCUGCCGUGGCCGAAACUAUGGUUUCCAUUCAACCUCAGGUCACCGUUAAUGCUGACAACUACAUGGGCUCAGGAAAGGACACAGGUCUCGCAGGCUGUGUCUUUGACCUGGGCGGUGAAACAAUCAAUUUCUACGACUCACAAGAAAGUACUGAGGCCACGAAACAAACGCUAGUUGCUUACGAGUCUUGGCUGGACAUUUGCGACGGCCUUACCACAUCCACAGGGUCGUCCACUGUGUCCAAGACUUUUACACAGACAUCCAUGACCUCUUCCACGACACUGACUACCUCAUCGGAGACCUCCACUUCAAGUUUGUCUACAUACACAGGGACCUCCAGCACGAGCUUUAGUUCUACCACCGCAACGUCUAGCACGACGUUGACCUCAAGCUCGACGAUGACUACGACAUCGGGGACAUCCACUUUGACAUGGACCUCAACCACGACCUGGUCCUCUACCAGCGGAACUUCUAGCACCACUAUGACUUUGUCUAGUACCACCAAAACUUCAAUCACGACCAAGACCUCCAGCACGAGCUUGACGACGUUCAGCACGACCAGUCUUUCGUCGAUCACCGAGAGUUCUAGCACGACCGUGACGAGUUCAUCUGGGACUUCCGGUACCACCCUGUCUGAGACCUCGAGCGCGACCGUGUCUUCUAGCACCACUGUGUCUUCGACAACCGAUACCUCCAGUACGAGUGUGUCUUCAACCUCCGAGAGUUCUAGCACGACCGUGACGAGUUCAUCUGGGACUUCCGGUACCACCCUGUCUGAGACCUCGAGCACGACCGUGUCUUCUAGCACCACUGUGUCUUCGACAACCGAUACCUCCAGUACGAGUGUGUCUUCAACCUCCGAGAGUUCUAGCACGACCGUGACGAGUUCAUCUGGGACUUCCGGUACCACCCUGUCUGAGACCUCGAGCACGACCGUGUCUUCUAGCACCACUGUGUCUUCGACAACCGAUACCUCCAGUACGAGUGUGUCUUCUAGCACCACUGUGUCUUCGACAACCGAAACUUCAAGCACGACCGAAACCUCCAGCACCACCCUGUCUACUGAGACUUCCAGUGCCACCCUGUCUACUUCCACCGAGAGUUCUAGCACGACAUUGAGCUCUACCACAGGGACCUCUAGCACGACGCUCUUUACGACAACAGGUACGUCCACUACGACUUUGUCCAGUAUCACCGAAACUUCAAGCACGACCGAAACCUCCAGCACCACCCUGUCUACUGAGACUUCCAGUACCACCCUGUCUACUUCCACCGCGAGUUCUAUCACGACCUUGAGCUCUACCACAGGGACCUCUAGCACGACGUUCUCUACGACAACAGGUACCUCCAGUACGACUUUGACUACUACCACCGAAACUUCAAGCACCUCUACCACGACUGGAUCCACUACCUCAGGGACUACGACAACAGGGACUACGACAACUGAGACCUCCGCAACCGCCACUCCAUAUCGUCAGUCCGAGAUCGCUUGCACCAUCGGGCUCGUAUUCGCUAGCAACGUCUCAAUCGACGAAGUAGCGAACGCUACUAAGAAGUCGAUUUCGGUGUACUUGAACGUUUCGUCCUCGCAGAUUAACAUUGUAUCUGUUACCCCAUCUUCAACCAAUGUUGCGGCACGGAGUGCGAGAGUGCUGAACAGCGCUAUUGAAGAAUUUGGCUACCAAGUUGUUUACACGGUCUUCGUGGAAGGUACGGACGCGGAGCGUGAAGCGGCUCUCCUGACUGCUCUGGACAACGACUCCAGCGUCCUCGUACCGACGUUGGAGGUGGUGAUAGUUCAAUUGAACCUGGGCAAUUUCACUAUUUUCUGGACGACUCCACCAAACGUGCUUCUCUGGAUCUAUACAACGGCAACGCUCACGUCAACGACAGCCACUUCCACGACGUGCUGCGUCUGUGAUCUUCCAACUGUUGACGGCGUGCCAGCUGGACUCAUAGGAGACGACUUCAACAGCACUUCUAACAUGUCAGACCUGAUCCGUAUCGAAUGCGACGGCCUCAGCUGGUUCGAUCUUUGCCAUCCUUACUGUGGUCCUGGCUAUGUCGGGGUGGAGAGCAUGUCUUGCGCCAACACGACCACGCCCAUGAUACCCUCGUCCUUCGUCGGAGUUGCCAGGUGCGAGCGAGACGUCUGCUCUGGCAGCCCGCCUGCACCGCUGACCGGGUAUGAGCCGUGGGGCUCAAACUGCACGGGCAUGCUCUACCAGGAACGGUGCACCACUUCGUGCUCCGACGGCUACACGGACCUCGGUGUUCCAGUCCAGCUCGAGUGUCUGGCUUCGACGGCCUGGCCAGUGUCGGGCCCGGUGCAGUACGGCUGGGCCAGCAGUUCGGGCACUUGCACAGAGCUGUCAUGCGAGGCGGGCUCCGUUCCGUACUGGUGGGGUGUGGUCGAUAGUUCGUCUUGUAUCGGCACUGCAAGCCGCGCGAGUUGUUCGCCGGUGUGCGACGAGUCGUACGACUUGGUCGAGCCAAUCAACUGCACCAAGGGCCAGUUCGACCCUAUCCCACUAGUUUGCAUACCCUCCGAGCAUUCUGAGGCGCUCGAAUACGAUGUAGGUGUCUUGCUGCUCCCGAUGGCAAUCGCUACCAAUGAAAUCGGGUCUUCUUCUUGGCUCACUGCUGACUGGGUCAGCAGUGACGAAAUCCACGCUGCCAUCAUCAGCCUUCUUGCCAACACAUUAGGUUUAUUACCAGGUCAGGUGUUUGUUUCAGGGGUGAUUGGCUUGAACUCCGAUUCGAGCUAUGUUAUUCCUGCAGCGAGGCGUUUGACGACGCAGCAGGGGGUGUUCUUCAACGCCGUGCUCCAGCCAUAUCCGAUUGACAACCUGACAGCCCUAGAGGCGAGGACAAGCGACCUAGGCGGAGGCAACUUCACCGACCAGCUCGCUGCUGCCCUGCAGCGUGCCGCCGUGAGCCCCCCUGCUGGCCUCGCCCUGGCCACGCUCGUCACCUGGCCGACGGAGCACGCGAGCUUCACUCUGCCCAUGGCGAGGUGGGUGGCCAGAACGGAGUGGUCCGCGUGCAGCAACUUGUGCGGCGUGGGAGCGCAGACCCGCAUCGUGCAGUGCGUGGGGGCGUGGGACUCAAACGCCACCGACCUCUGCGACGCCAACGCCGCCCCGAGCUUCACCAUGGAGUCGUUCAUGCCCGACUCUAAGCCUUGCGAGCAGUACAUCCAGUGCCCCUACGACUGGAGCUGCCCCAGCGGUCCCGAUCCCAUUACGGGCGAGGGCUGCGAGUCGCAGGCAUCGGCCGUGGCUAUCGGGCUCGCUGUCGCGUUCUUGUGCUGUGCUUGUGUGCUCUGCCAGUGCGCUCGCAGGAACAAGGAGGCACUGCAGGAAAAGGUUGAUAAGAUGCUGGGGUUUGAGAAGAGGAACAUCCAGUGGACGAGGGACGAGGACAGAGACCGCACGCACGGCAGCGCCACAUUGACGCCGAAGGGUGGCCGGGGCGUCCCGAUUGGGCCAGUGGACUUGGAUUUCAGCGGCACUGUGGAUUUUGAGCUUCAGAUGACGGUGACGACUACAGCGAGUGACGCGUUGCUAGUCGGAAAGGUCUACCGCUGGAGUGACCCGAGCCAUCAGCGAAACGGGGCGAAGGCCCUGGUUAUCAAGCAAGGCACCCUGGCAUGGCAAGUUGGCGAGCACUAUAUCCACGGGAAGAUGUUUAUCCAGAGGAGCGAACAGCGGCAUCGGUUUCGGUUUCUUACAGCGGAGAAAUGGACCAGUACAUCCUCAGGGUCGACGGCGUCAUGGACGGCAGGGGACUCCGCGCUGUCGCGGACAGCAAGGACACCAGCCUCGUCCGCGGCACGACGAGCGCCCCGAGAGACGGCUCGAUCAACAAGCUGCACCCUGACCUUGACCGGUUGCGCCGAGCUGGCGUCGAGGUGUCCUACUUGGAGAGAUCUCAGAAGAUCCUAUCUUCGACGGCGAUAUCGACAACCUCACUUGGAGAGAGCGCCAGUGGAUGCAGGACGGCAGCCACAUGGCCUGGUUCUCUUUCGAUCUGAAAAUCGACAACAGGGCAGUGACUGGCGAGAGGAUGAAAAGGUCGUGCUACGUAUAUCCGGACGACCCAAGUUCGGACCAGCUCUUCCACAAUGGGCAGUUGGUGGAGUUCUGGUCGAGGACAAUACAGUCAUGGCUGCCAGCCAAGAUCACCGCUAUCAGGGACACAACGUACUACGACGAUGCCCUGAAUUUCGACGCGCCCUGCUUCGACAUCUACGUGGCAGCGGCCGAGCAGACCGUUCGGAACGUGGGCCUCGUGGAUCUGCGCGUGCCCUUGAUGGAAACUGAGUCGGCGAGCGUCUUCUCCCAGAAACGCGGGAGCUGGUUCCCGGCCCGCAUCCACACGGCAGGGCACGAUGGCCACCAUUCCGUGUACGACGUCAAGCUGGAGGCUGUGCUCAUUGGGAGUAAGUACGUUAAGUCCGAGCUGCAGAGGGACCUCGAGAGGUACAGCAAGAACGCGAGGCAAGGCUCAGAAGGUGGCUCCGGGGAUGAGCGCGACGACCACCAGG